Messenger RNA from Cebus imitator (Panamanian white-faced capuchin), 3200 nucleotides. RefSeq names its product ankyrin repeat and death domain containing 1B (gene ANKDD1B). The record is from RefSeq and is a predicted model, not a curated record. Lineage: Eukaryota; Metazoa; Chordata; Mammalia; Primates; Cebidae. Gene Ontology annotation, molecular function: protein binding. Gene Ontology annotation, biological process: signal transduction.
AAUGUUGGAAGUCCAUUUAGAAAUGAUUUAAUAUUGAAGUUCCAAUAGUGUUGGUUAUAAAUUCAACCUUCACAUUUCUCAAAAUUGUAGAAAGAAGUGGUAGAGCAGAGCUGGGAGUUUAUUGGAGCUUGUAAAUUUCUCAGGCCGUUUUAUUUCCUGGAGAACCAAAUUUAGCACAGUGCACAUCGCACCUGAGGGCGGAUUCUCCCAGGCCGGCCCAAGCCAGGACAGGAAACCAGGGGCUUGUUACCCAGCUAAUCACAGCAGAGUGAACUCGAUCCUGUGCUUCGGCCGGGCUCACCUGCCUGCGUCCAGCCCCGCGCCCUGGGUCUGAGUCUGAGUCUGGAUCUGGUCCCGCGCAACGAGUCCGCAGAGGCGACCAUGGACGCCGCCGGCCGCACCCGGGGCCACGGGGCCACGGCGAGGGGACUGCUGCCGAGGGAAGACCUGAGGGGCGCGACCGCCCUGCCUUGGAGGGGCCGGUCCCGCAUCCCGAAGCGAGAGUGGCUUGGAGAGGAGGACCCGGCAGUUGCCGGACACGAGCUCCUACUGCCAAAUGAAAGAAGCUUUCAGAAUGCUGCUAAAAGCAAUAAUUUGGAUCUUAUGGAGAAGCUGUUUGAAAAGAAGGUUAACAUUAAUGCUGUGAACAAUAUGAACCGCACAGCCCUGCAUUUUGCAGUGGGGAGAAAUCAUUUAUCUGCAGUGGAUUUCUUGCUUAAACACAAGGCCAGGGUGGAUGUUGCUGAUAAGCACGGCUUGACAGUAAUUCACCUUGCAGCCUGGUCUGGGAGCCUUGAGAUCAUGCUCAUGGUGGUUAAAGCUGGAGCAGAUCAGAGAGCUAAGAAUCAGGAUAGAAUGAACGCCCUCCACUUUGCCGCUCAGAGCAAUCAUGUGCGCAUCGUGGAGUAUCUCAUUCAAGAGCUGCACCUCAAGGACCUGAACCAACCUAAUGUGAAAGGAAGAAAAACAUUUCUUUUGGCAGCUGAGAGGGACCAUGUUGAAAUGAUAGAAAAACUUACCUUCCUAAACCUGCAUACUUCAGAAAAGGACAAGGAGGGAAACACUGCCCUGCACCUCGCUACGAAGCGUGGUCACAGUCCUGCAGUGCGGGUGCUGCUAACCCAGUGGCAAGACAUAAAUGAGAUGAAUGAGAGUGGAGAAGCACCAUUCUUUCUGACUGUUGAAGGAGGUCAUGAGGAGUGCAGUAAAGUGCUGCUGGCAGCAGGAAGUGACAUCAACAUUCCAAAUAAACUCAAUAUCAGUAGUUUGCAGAUAGCGACCAGGAAUGGCCAUGCAUCCCUUGUUAACUUUCUUCUCCGUGAGAAUGUUGAUCUGCACCCGAAAGAGGAACCUAAGGAGUCGCCUCUUCAUUUAGCUGUUAUCAACAACCACAUCAUGGUUGUAAAGAGCUUAUUAAGUGCACAGCAAGAUAUUGACAUCUUAAAUCAGAGGCAGCAAACCCCUCUGCAUGUAGCUGCUGAUCCAGGAAAUGUGGAACUGGUAGAAACCCUGCUGAAGGCAGGCUGUGACUUGAAGGCUGUUGACAAGCAAGGAAAGACUGCCCUGGCUGUGGCCUCCAACAACCAUAGCCUCGUGGUGGACAUGCUCAUUAAAGCAGAGAGAUACUACGCCUGGAGAGAGGAGCAUCACGAGAGUAUCAGGGACCCAUCAACGGGCUUUACUCUGACAUUCAAGCAAGAUCAUAGUUUGGAGACCAGAUAUAUUCGCACACUCCUUUGGGACCUGGCUUAUCGUCCGCUGAAGGCCAAUGAGUGGCAGAGGCUGGCCCGUUCAUGGAACUUUACAGAUGACCAGAUUAGAGCCAUAGAGGAGCAGUGGUCGGGAAAUGAAAGCUUCCGUGAACAUGGCCACAGGGCUCUACUUAUCUGGCUACAUGGGACCCUGAUGACUCAGGCUGAUCCGGCCAAGCACCUGUAUGAAGAGCUGGUACGUGCAGGUUUCCCCAAACUAGCUGAAAAGACUCGUCAUUUCAAAAGCAAAACUGACUCAAACUCCAAGAAAUGUGUAGUUUCAUAAAUGCCUAAAGAAAUUGUAUUUACAUGAUUUUCCACUCAGCAUUCAGUUCUUUUAAUGCCAUAAAUUUCUUCCAGCAGUAGGCAGUAGCAUUGAUUUCCAGCUCUGGUGAUGGCGGUGAUAGGGUACUCUAACAGAUGAAAGAAGAGUAAUACCAUGAUACUUUUCAACCACUGAAAAGUCAAAUAGUUUUUUUUGUUGAGGGCAAGUUGUAUAUGAUUUUCCCAUUUCUGUCAUUUGAUGGAACACAUGUAAUAAGAUAAUCUAGGAGGGUUUUGCUGUCUUUUUUUUUUUUUUUUAAACUUUUUUUUAAAACUGUACCAGCAUCAUGGUACAGCAAAAAACCAAUGGUUUUUACGAGAGACGGAUAUGGUCGUGAACUUGGUUUUGCCACUUAUUAGAUGUGAAUCUUUGAGCAUGUUAAUAUUUAAGUUCUUAGAGCUUCAGUUUCCUAUAAAGUGGGACAAAUGUCUAUUCAAUCCAUAGGACUGGAGUGAAGAUGAAGGGAAAAUGCCUGUGAAAUGCCUAGCUAGCCUCAUGCCCACAGUAUGGAGAUCAACUGUUUCAGUAAGAGAAACUGGGUUUGGAAAUUUACAGUCAUUGUUGACUUUAAAUCACACAUAAUGUGUAAUAUAUUACUUCGAAAAGACCAGAAGUAUGUACACCAAUUUUUUAAAAAAAUCUCUUGGUGUUGUAAUUAAUUACAGAUUAUUACUUUCCUUGUACUUUUGGGCAAAUUCCAGUUUCUUCACAACAAACAUGCAUUAUUUUUGAAACCUGAGAGUUAUGAAAUAAAUGUAAAAUCAAGUAUGAAUUUGUGUCAGUUUAUGUCACCUAUUCAUUAGAAUUUAAGACUCCAUUCUCAGAUUCUGACUCUAAAUUUACAAGGCACAUAAUAAAAUCAUGAACAAUUUCAAUCCAGUUAUUCUAUCAUGAAUUUGUAGUUUUAUGUCUUUGUCUCAUAGUGAUUGUAAAUGGCCAACAAUAUUAUGAAUGUUUAAAACAGGUAAUAGAUUCACAUGCAUCCAAAACAUUUUUCAAAAAUGUAUUGAGAAGUCUUAUCCCAUCUGUUCUUCAGCAUGGCCAGUUUCCACUGACCUAUCGCUGCUCCCCACCAGAUUGGGGUAACCUCUUUAUGUGAAAAUAAACAAAUAUGAAUACAUACU